This is a messenger RNA of Salvelinus namaycush (lake trout), 3741 nucleotides long. RefSeq names its product tau-tubulin kinase 2-like. Gene Ontology annotation, cellular component: nucleus; ciliary transition zone; cytoplasm. The record is from RefSeq and is a predicted model, not a curated record. Gene Ontology annotation, biological process: peptidyl-serine phosphorylation; signal transduction; cilium assembly. Bases 1 to 3741 code for a protein of 1246 amino acids. Lineage: Eukaryota; Metazoa; Chordata; Actinopteri; Salmoniformes; Salmonidae. The transcript has 15 exons. Gene Ontology annotation, molecular function: ATP binding; protein serine/threonine kinase activity.
AUGAGUGCUGCAGCGACGGACCAAGCUGACAUCCUCACUGUGCUUGUCCUGGUCAAGGAACGAUGGAAAGUGACAAAGAAGAUAGGCGGCGGUGGCUUUGGGGAGAUCUACGAGGCGUUGGACCUGCUGACCAGGGUCAGUGUUGCUCUGAAGGUGGAGUCAGCACAGCAGCCUAAACAGGUCCUCAAGAUGGAGGUGGCUGUCCUCAAGAAACUCCAGGGUAAAGAACACGUGUGUCGCUUUGUUGGAUGUGGCCGCAAUGACCGCUUCAACUAUGUGGUGAUGGAGCUUCAGGGGCGUAACCUGGCAGAGCUGAGGCGCAGUAUGACGCGGGGCACGUUUACAGUCAGCACCACCCUGAGACUGGGACGACAGACACUAGAAGCUAUAGAGAGCAUCCACUCUGUUGGCUUCCUGCACAGAGACAUCAAACCGUCCAACUUUGCCAUGGGCCGGUUCCCCAGUACCUGUAGGACCUGCUACAUGCUGGACUUUGGCCUGGCACGCCAGUUCACUAACUCCUGCCAAGAGGUCCGACCGCCUCGCCCAGUAGCAGGGUUCAGAGGCACAGUCCGCUAUGCGUCCGUCAACGCACACAAGAACAAGGAGAUGGGUCGGCAUGACGACCUGUGGUCCCUCUUCUACAUGCUGGUGGAGUUCAUGGUUGGACAGUUGCCAUGGAGAAAGAUCAAAGACAAGGAGCAUGUAGGGAAGCUGAAGGACAGCUAUGACCACAGGCUCAUGCUGAAACACUUGCCAGCUGAGUUCACUGUCUUCCUGGAUCACAUCUCUAACCUGGACUACUUCACCAAACCAGACUAUCAGCUGCUGUUGUCAGUGUUUGACAACAGUAUGAAGACCUACAACGUGGUGGAGAAUGACCCGUAUGACUGGGAGAGGACUGGGUCUGAUGGUACUCUGACCAUCAACGCCACAGCCACCACACCACAGCACCACACACGACUUACCCCAGCACACAUGGGCAUGGCCAAUGCAUCCCUGAUCCCUGGGGACCUGGCGAGGGAGAACACAGACGAUGUUCUGCAGGACGAGCAGCUUAGUGACAACGGGGAGAACAACCCUCCUCCAGACCGCCGCCCCGGAUCCCCCAGCAUGCCCCGGGCCAACCAGGAAGCUGACGUCUGGGAGGAGCUGGACCGUAACCGUAACCGCAUCAGGACCGCUGUGUGGAAGGCAGCAACAGAGGAGGAGCACAGCAACAACCAGGGGGGUCUCCAGAGCCCGUAUGCCAACCUCAGCCUGGGCUCCCCUGUCCGGGUACACUCUGAGAUGGUGGGGGUGUCAGGACAGGAUGGUGGUAGUCCUCUCCUCAGGAAGCUCCGUAACAUCCACAGCUUUGAGCUGGACAGGAGGCUGACCCUGGAGACCAAGCCCAGUCCUGAACGGUUCAUGGAGGCGUGCUCAGGGAAUCAGCAGGAGGGCUGUGGGCAGCAGCAGGAGAAGGGCCUGGCUGUACCCACUGGAGGUGCCACAGGACCAGGGCGUGGUGGCACUGACCGAGUCUGGCACAACGACGAGGAGUUCCUAUCCGGUGGCGGUGCCAGCGGCUCACCCAAACCCGUCUCCCCUCACUCCCACAGGUCUCUGGAACAGGGCGAGGGGGCCCCCAGCAGCGGAGGCUUCGUGGCCCUCAACCUGAGCUCCGGCCAGGGGAAGGUGGACUCCAGGGAGUGUGUGAUGAUGGAGAGGCCCAGCGGGUUCCCAGGGACAGGAAUGGGGGAUAGAACUACGACCAGCCCCUCCAAGGAGGAAGAAGAGGAGCUGGAGUUGCUGGAGGUACCCCUGGGGGCAGGAGAGGGGUCCACGGUGAACCCCAGCCCUGGUCAGGUCCAUGGGGACAGGGAUGGGGAUCUCCAGGGGCAACCAGGCGCCAGCGGACGACCCCCCAGGGUGGACAGGCUGGAGCUGAGUGUGGGACCUACGGGAAGCCUGCCCCCCGUCACCCCCUCUAGCCCUGCUGAUGCCCUGGCUGAGGGAGCACUCACACAGCUCCCUACCUCUCCUCCAUCUCUGCCUGAGGAGGUGUUGGCCAGGAUGUCCAGUCCCCUGCUCCUGCGUUCCCCAAGCCCGCACACCCAGACCCUCCUCACCACCCUGUCGGACCCCCUGCACCAGAGGGACCCCCCUGGGAUGGGUCGCAGCUACUCAGCCGACCACCACCACCAGUACCUCCUCCAUCCAACCUCCUCUUCCUCCUACCACGCCUCCCUACCGCCACCUACUCACCCCGGCCUCGGUUCCGCCCGUAACCAAUCACCCUCCGGGCGCAGGAAACUGCCCGCUAUCCCGGCAGGCGCCGCCAGCAGCAAGUUCCCUUCCGUUAUACGCAUCACACGCGCUCAACUCCAGCAGCUGACAGCUCAGCAGUCCCAGUCUGGCUCAGACUGUGCUCCACAGUGCCUACAACUGGAGAGACGAGGAGAUGCCACAGCUGAGGCCCAGCAGCCCCAGGAUAAUACUGCUACCACUGACAUCUACAUCCUGCCCACCCCUAGCCAGCCUGGCAGCCCCACCAGCCUGGAUGACCUCCUGGCAGAUACCCUGAUCAACGGAGGAGACACCCAGACCUACACCAAAGCCCACAGCCCUGUGCCAAGCCGAGCGUCCUCUCCUCGCUCCCCCCGUUCUCCUCGCUCCCCCCCUAACGGCCAGGGAGACGGCAGUGGCAGUGGAGCCUUCCCAGAGCUCAAAGACCCAGAGAGUGACCAACCCCAGCCUGACAGGGGAGAUGGGGUGGAGACCACUGACCAAACCCCAGCUCUGACCACCCCAUCUCCGCCACCCAGCCCCCGUAAGGACCCCUCCCGCAGGCUGAGCCGUAUCCCCGUCCUGCUGGACCUUCUCCCCACCCCUGGCUCUGCCAUGGAGAAGCUGCUCCAGAAGAAAGCCCCCCACCACCAGGGAGGAGGCCACCACCCAGCCCCUUCUCUCUCUAUCUCCCACCGCGGCCCCGCCGUGGCCUCGCUCCCCCACGGGGACCAGCUAUCCUCCGCCUCAGACCGCUCUGAGAAGGCCGAUGAGUCGUUCCUGGGCUCGCGCUCUGACUGCCAGGGGGAUGACGGCCCCUCCCUCUCCUCCUCUUCCAGCCCCCUGUUCCGUAAGAGCAAGAUCCCACGCCCUUUUAACCCUGCUAACCCGGCCCCAGAGCAGGAGAGUGCUGCACAGUACCUUCCACGCCCACCCCCGGGGAGACCACCCAGUCGGCUUGCAACGGAGGGCAGACUGAAGCGUUAUAGGAUCCGAGCGGGCAGCACAAGCGACUCAGACCUCCUGACCUGUCUGUCCCAGCUGAUGCACCAUGGUCAGGGUGGUGGUUCUGCCCGCGGUUCCCCCCACCACGGCCACUCCUCAGCCCAGCUUGUAGGCUCCCGGAUGGGCAUGUGUAGCCUGACCAGCUCCCCCCACCAACAUCACCACCGGAGCUCCAGUGCCUCCCCACGCAGCUGUUCCUCUCUACAGCGCUCUGUCUCCUCCUCCCCCUCUCGCCACGAACACCGCGGGGGAGAGCGAGGCAGAGGGGUUUGUUUUGGUCGCUCCUGUUCUCCUCCCAGCUUCUCUGGGUCCCCCCCUCCUCCCCGGCGCUCCUACCCCCACCAUCAGGAGAAAUGCUGCGGCCGCCAGGCCCGCACCGGUUCCCACCACCACCACGCCCUCAAGUGGAAAGCCUGCAGCCGCGAGGAGAGAGAGAGGAAGUGCUCCAGCAAGCUGAGCAGCAGAUAG